This is a messenger RNA of Eublepharis macularius, 1302 nucleotides long. Its product is annotated as vomeronasal type-2 receptor 26-like. The transcript is spliced from 4 exons. Gene Ontology annotation, biological process: G protein-coupled receptor signaling pathway. The coding region runs from base 1 to 1302 and encodes 433 amino acids. The record is from RefSeq and is a predicted model, not a curated record. NCBI's taxonomy places the organism in Eukaryota, Metazoa, Chordata, Lepidosauria, Squamata, Eublepharidae. Gene Ontology annotation, cellular component: membrane. Gene Ontology annotation, molecular function: G protein-coupled receptor activity.
AUGGGACUUCUCCCCAUUGUUCCUUGCCACAAGAACAAGAUGGACUCCGUAGAUGCAGAGGAAUGCGAGAAAUGCCCUCAGGAUCAGUAUCCAAAUAUGAAACAGGAUCAGUGCAUUCCAAAACGUAUAACUUGCUUAUCCUAUGAAGACCUGAUGGGAGCAGGCUUGGCUUCAAUUGCUGUUUUGCUUUUUGUGAUUGCAACUGUUGUGAUGGGGAUCUUCAGCAUACACUGGAACACACCCAUUGUCAAAGCCAACAAUCGAAGUAUCACCUGGGUCCUGCUGUCCUCUCUGCUGCUUUGCUUUCUGUGCUCUUUCCUAUUCAUCAGCCAGCCUGGAGUGGUCACCUGCCUUCUCCGGCAAACACUGUUUGGCAUCAUCUUCUCUAUUGCUCUAUCUUGUAUAUUGGCCAAAACUGUGACUGUGGUGGUUGCCUUCAUGGCCACCAAGCCAGGGAACAGGAUGAGGAAGUGGGUGGGGAAGAGACUGGCCAUAUCAGUCAUCAUUCCCUGUUGUUUAAUUCAAACUGGCACCUGUGUGCUGUGGUUGGCAACUUCACCCCCCUUCCCAGAGUCUGACAUGCACUCCCAAAUCAGUUAUAUCAUCAUUCAAUGCAAUGAAGGCUCAGACAUCAUGUUCUACAUUGUACUGGGCUACAUGGGUCUUCUGGCCACCAUCAGUUUCAUGGUGGCCUUCCUAGCCCGGACAUUGCCGGAUUCUUUCAAUGAAGCCAAGCUGAUCACUUUCAGCAUGCUGGUCUUCUGCAGUGUUUGGAUCUCCUUUGUGCCCACCUAUCUGAGCACUAAAGGGAAAGACAUGGUGGCCGUGGAGAUCUUCUCCAUCUUGGCCUCUAGUGGAGGUUUAUUGGCUUGUAUCUUCUUCCCCAAAUGCUACAUUAUUUUAGUCAGGCCCGAGCUGAACACCAGAGAGCAACUAAGCCACAAAAUGGCUGCCUUCAAAACUUCUAGAGCUGCAAACAACACCACUGCUCAGGAUGACCUGCAACCAAAAGUCCAGACCCAUGCUGGACAGGUGCACUCCAGCAGGCGAGAACAAGGCCUCCACUCUGAAGAUGUCUGUGUGACAAACCCCUUGAGUCUCACGGACUGUUCCACUGCCGUGUGCCACUUAUACCUGGCCAUGUUGAAACUUGACCACAAUUCAGACUGCCCUUUACUGACCAUGAGGAUGCCAUCAAGCCACCCGGUAAGGGUCUUUGUAGUCCUGGGGCAUCACACAGGAUCCAGCCCCUUUGAAGCUGAUGGCUGGGACCUGCCACAGGAACCGUCCCUGUCCCGGUAA